AAAAGAUGAGAGUGGUGCUGGGCUGUCUGGCUGUCGGUGGAGAUCUUUGAAAUCCCACUUACAAAUGUGGAGUUAAAGCUCUUGGAACUGGACAGCUUCCGUUGAACAAUCAUGUCUUCUACUUUCCUUUGGGUUCUGCUACCUUUCCUAUUUUUGGCUCUAACUCCACAAAGAUCUGGUGGGCAGCUAGAUCAGGAAUGGUGCAUAGCAGAUGAGCAGACCCCGGAUGAGGAGCUGCAAAUGGCAAUGAAGUGGGCGUGUGAAGCGGGAGGUGCAGACUGCAGCAAGAUACAAGAAAACCAAGAAUGCUUCUGGCCUAAUACUACGCAGCACCAUGCCUCUUAUGCCUUCAACAAUUACUAUCAAAGAUUCAAGCAGCAAGGAGCAACUUGCUACUUCAAUUCUGCCGCAUUGGUCACUGCCCUUGAUCCAAGUGAUAAUUCGUGCAAGUUUGAGUAUCUUCCUUGAGGAAAAGUUUGGGAAGAUUCGCAGUCAAAGUUUUUAAGAUUUGCAUUUGUGGGAUCACAUACAGAUCCAAUGAAUUUUUUUUUUUUAUAAUUUCUAUUCAAAGAGCGUUGCCUUAAAUUUAUUUUCCCAAAAAUGUUGUGAUCUGAUCGAUGCAUUGACUCCUCGCAAAUUUUGGGUGGGCUGUACAUUAAACUAGAUAGUGGCCUUUGGAUUCAGACACUAGGCCCAAGUAAUUUUUCUUAUAAUAUAAAGGCCACGUUUUCUGCUUUCCGAAUCACAAGAAAUAUUUGGGCCGGUAAAAAAAAAGUGGCCCAUAGCCUUGUUUUCGCAAAAA
Molecule: messenger RNA, 802 nt
Organism: Malus domestica (apple)
Lineage: Eukaryota; Viridiplantae; Streptophyta; Magnoliopsida; Rosales; Rosaceae
Product: PLASMODESMATA CALLOSE-BINDING PROTEIN 5-like
Source: RefSeq, a predicted model, not a curated record